AUGAGCUUCUAUUUUGCUAUUGUCGGCACAAAAGAUAACCCGAUUUAUGAAGCCGAAUUCGGGACCUCAAAGCAAGGUGGUGAUGGCGUAGCUCGAGUACCCCUCCUCCCGUAUUGUCACCAUCGUCUUUGACCUGGUUGUUAAUGCCGCCUUAGUUCCGCGAAGAGCAGCGUUCUAUGAACCAGUUCAUCGUCCACUCAAGCCUUGACAUAGUUGAAGAAGUCCAGUGGGCUACUCCCACAAUGUUGUACUUCAUAUCUUAUCUUCCAUGACCUGCGGCUAAUGUUAUUAGGUACAUGAAAUGUGUUGAUAAGUUCAACAAUCUUCAAGUCAGCUGUUUUCUGACCGCCGGAAGUAUAACUCCAUAUUUUAUCAAUGCCGGCUGGAGUGUAGAGUUGACAAAGACGUAGAUAUCAAAUUUUUAUUACUUCACGAUCAAAAAGCAGACGAUGCAAUUCGUCAGUUCUUCACAGAUGUGUAUGACCUUUACACAAAAACGCUCAUGAACCCAUUCUACGAGGUCGAUAUGAGGAUCACUAGCGGGGUGUUUGAUGGAAAGGUUAAGCAGGCUGCCAAGAAGUACCUC
Messenger RNA from Tuber aestivum (summer truffle), 586 nucleotides. NCBI's taxonomy places the organism in Eukaryota, Fungi, Ascomycota, Pezizomycetes, Pezizales, Tuberaceae. The record is from the annotation of a GenBank genome assembly.